This is a messenger RNA of Amoebophrya sp. A25, 4881 nucleotides long. Lineage: Eukaryota; Dinophyceae; Syndiniales; Amoebophryaceae. The record is from the annotation of a GenBank genome assembly.
CUGAAAUCUUCAGGCUCUAAUUGAGGAGUGCCAGGAAGACGCACCUCGAACCUAUACAUAGAUCUUCGUUCCUCGGUUUGGUUGCUGUGUUCCACAAUCGAAAGAUUUGCGUCGCAAAAGAUCAAAAAUGUGAUUGCUUUGUGUGGUUCGUUGUUUUGAAUUGGUUGUGGUCUUCUGCCGUAGGUUCCUGAAAUUGUGUUUGUUUCCGUUCUGACGUUUGUGUAAGCGAAAUAGAAGAGUAACGCCGCGUUCAUCUCGAUGUAAUUAUAUUGGUAGAAAGUCUAUAUAGAUAUUUAUGCCUAGGGCAUUAUCCCGUAAACCUUGAUUUACCAUUGUCCACUCCAGAUACUUUGGAAAUAAGAUUGCAUAGAGACAAGAAUAGUAAAAUUGAAGUCGAAGUUGUAUAUUCGGUCAUAUGGUUUUUUCGAUCCGGUCUUGUUUAUCUUCGUUGUCGAAACACUGAGACUAUCUCCUACAACUAAAAAGAACUAUCUGCUCUCGUUAGUGCUAUCUGCUCUAUCUCCUCUGUAAUUGCAGGGACUUUCUAAGCCUAACGUCAGCUAAAGCACUGGUAUUUUCUCUCCAAAGCUAACGCCACCCUAAAAAAAUAUAGUCUUCGAUUUCGUCGUGGUCACAGAGCGCUAGAAGAGGUUUUCGGUUUGCUUCUGCUUUCUUCCUACUCGUCUUGUGGAGUCCGUCUUUUGGAGUGAGUCGUUGCGGUACCAUCUCUGGUUGACCUCGUGUGGAUUCCAGUGUGCAUCGUUGUUGGUGUUGUUCUUCGUGCUUGAGCUUGUGUGGCUGUGGUCGCUGUGUGCCACUUCGUAACCGAGACAGGUCGUACUUGUGUGGUCGCUGUGUGCCGCGUCGUAAACCUCGUAACCUAAACUGGAGGUAGGUGAGUCUCUUCGAACUGGAAGGUAAUCCCUCUAUUAACUGGAGGUACGUGACUGUGUCUCUUCGAAUCUUCGCAGUAGCCUGAUACUACCUUCGUUGGAGCAAGAUGCAGCCGUUCGGGGACAUCGGCGGAAUCGAGCAAGUCGAGAAUGUCGACACUUUCGAAAUUAUGAUGAUCAUGUUUGAUUUGAAACCAACUUUUCUAUGAUGAAUACUUCCUUCCUUGUUGCCUUCAUCAUCCUUCUGAAGUCAUAGUAGAGAGUAGUAGGUACAUGUCUAUCUGUACAGCCCUAGUGUACAACGUGGUCAGACUACCACUAUCUUCUUAGUGUUAAAAUAGAAGGCACUGUAUUCAAAUACAAAUGCCGUCCCUUGUCGGAGAAAUCAAGAAUAGUAACCCCUUUUGUUCUCCUGUUGGUGAAGACAACCUCCACACCAUGACUUCGAAUGCAACUUCUCUGUAUUCGAGAUCGAACAACAGCAAUGCUACUUCUCGGAUCAACCGUCCGAGAGGCGGCAACAACAAAAAUUCCCCCAACAACAACGGGAACACUCAGAGAGUGAGCAACAACAACUCCCCCAAGAAUCCGAAGAAGAAUUCCUCCAGAUUGAGUAACAACAAUUCACUGGCUGAAUCCUUAUCUUCGUCUGAAUCAACACCCCCCUUCAUAUCCGACGACAUGAUGGAGCUCAGCGGAACGGUGAAGUCCUACAGCCUGGCUCAAGGCUACGGAUUUAUCGAAAACGUGGACGACAUCGUGGAUGGGCAGGAUGUGUAUUAGUUAUUUUUGUUUUGAGAAAAUGUGGAUCAUGAGAUAGAAGUGGAAGAUGGGCAGGAUGUGUCUUACAGUUUUCUUUCAGUAUAUUAAUGUUGACGACUUAUGCAUAGAUUGAAGAUGACACGUAUAUGUAAAACGUAUACAGUGAUGUGGUCAUGUGGCUAUUGUGAUUUCGGUUUACACUGGCACAUUUUUUUAAUGAUGUCAUUCUCUCCUGUUCAUGACAACUGACUCAGCUUCUUGAAACUGUUGUAAAUAUCACUCUCAGGCGUUUUAACCGCAAAGACUUGCCAGGACAGCUGACAAACACCCAGAACUUGCAAGGAGUAUCGUUGCAUUUUCAAGUAAAGCAAAACCGAGACGGAAAAUACAGUGCGUUCAAUUAUGACCAUAUUAUACUGUAGCAAGCAUGUGCUGAAGAAGUUGAUUAAUUUGUUACCAUCUGCUCUCUCAUGAUAGACAACUUCCAAGAUUCUCAGGUAGAAGGAAACUCGAAAGUGCCCUAAAAGAAAUGGUUUCGGUCGUCUGCACCCCGUUUCAGUACGUAGAUUGAAGGUCGUCACGGUUGAAGAACUCAACACAAGCAUCUCUAACUCCCCAUCCAAGAUCCAGCGUCUUUGCCAACGUUUAGCAGUACCUUGAAGAGCUGGAAUUCGCAGAAGGGUUUUGGGUUCAUCGAGUGUCCUCCAGAGCUAGAGGAAUUGGUCGAGACAGAAGGCAGUGGGAAGAGAGACAUCUUUCUACCUGGGAAAUUCAUUUUAUGAACAGAUCUUUGAGGUUGAAAACUUAUGACCCGUUAGGUGGUUGAAUACCGCCCUCUUUUGACUUCGAGAUUAAGGAGCACAUGAAUGAAUGAAGUUCAAAGUGAAGAUCUGUUAUGUGACUAUGUACUAAUGUCAAAGUGAUCUGUUAUUUGACUAUGUACUAAUGUUGGAUGGCACGACCUAGACCUAUUGAUUAUCGCUAGAGGCUGAGGCGGUCAGCAAAUUAGGGUCUCAUGAGAUACUCCUCAUUUCAAGUUCUGUUUUCUUCCGAUUUAAUAGUUAUCACUUGGUUAUAACCUUGAAGACCACUUUCUCUCCCCUCCUCCUACUACUCCUCCCCCUUCUCUUUCUCUUUCUCCUCCUCUUUCUUAUCUUCCUUGUCCUCCCAUAUACCACAAAAAAUCAUUCCCCAUUGCUUCCCCAUUCAUACUCCGUACCCGAAAGCCACAGAAGGCAUGCUGACUUGGCUGGGAUGGCGGUUCGGUUCUCAGUGGAAAAAUCAAACCAAGGACUUUCAGCCAACUUCGCAAGAUUUGUCGAUCUUCCGUUGGUAUAUCAUACUUUUGUGUACAACGAUCUGGAGACUGCGAUGCAUUCAUAAACAGACAUGCAAUGAUCCUUCACAAUCGAAAUAACAUCAGAUAACAUCAAACACGACCAUCAAACAGAACGAAGUUGGCAGCAACGUGCCAGUUGGACAAGCGGGUAAACGGAAAACAGAUGAGGGGCAGAAUGAUCCGAAGAAGCGGCGCAAGCUUAUGGGACAGAUCCCACCUGGAAGGCAUAAUGGGUACUACAGAGACUUCUCCCAUACAAAUCAAAUCCUUGGUUAUUUCAUGUGAAAUUCGAAUUCCUGUAGAAAUUGUCGAACCAACAAAGUUUUCUGCUUCUCCAGCAGCAGAUCACGACAACGUUUUAUUUUCACCCAAGGCCUAGCCCUCCAAUCAAUUUAUUUUCACACUAGUUUAUUUAUGACACGAAAACACCAACUCCAUCUUCAGGCGAGUAAGCUCAUUCGUGCAGGGAAAGUAUGGGUUUAUUAAUUGCGAUAUCUUGGACCAAGAGCUCUUCUUCCCGGCAGGCGAUACGAAUCGGGAGUGGCAAGCUGGAGAACCGUGUAGCUUCGAAAUCGGCACAGAUGGAAAAACGGGAAAGCUCAGGGCAAAUGGAAUCUCGGUACUUUGGUUUUCAUUGAAAGGAUAUCUCUCGUUGGGGAUCAUGGUUUGGACAAGUCAUGAUUUGUUAGACUUGGCAUGGUAUCCAUUUGCUUGAAGAGAAACAAACAAGAACAAAUUAGCUGCACCAAAAACAGCAUCAUCUUCUAGCCCCUCUCCAUCGAGCAUCUAGCCUCAAACCUCCUCUCCAUCGAUCAUCUAGCCUCAAACCUCCUCUCCAUCGAUCAUCCAGCCUCAAAGUUCCUCUCCAUCGAUCAUCCAGCCUCAAAGUUCCUCUCCGUCGAUCAUCCAGCCUCAAAGUUCCUCUUUCCAAAUCCUCUCUGCACAGCCACAGCUAGUGCCGUCGCAGAGAGCAGUAGCUGGUUUUGCGAGUGCCGGGACCGCGAUUACAGGGAACCUAGAACGCGCCAAACAAGCAAUCUCUGCAUGCAAUGUCGCCGAGUUAUCGGAAUUGAACCUCUUUCUAGCCCAACAAAUAUCUUUCCGGGCUAUGAGAAGGUGAUGAGGAGGUGCGUAACCCUAAACCCUUGCUGAACUCAGAACUCUCUAUGAGAACCUCAAAAUCUUAAUGAUAAAAGUCACUCGAGGAAAGUAGGAAGGAGCUUGAAUUUUUUAAGUGAAGCUGAACUAAAGUGAUGUCAUCUGUACAUGUGAUUUUACUUGUCCAGCUGAAGCAUUGACAUGUUGAAAAUUCAUCUGUCAAAAUGCAUGCUUUCUUUGCGCCCACCCCAGCUGGUGCGUCGAACGAUUCGAAAAAUUUGUAAUUGUAUUGUAAAAGCACGUGAAAAACGCAGCACAUGAAAAACCCCAGAAUUUAAAGACCAAAGUAGCUGUGCAUGAGUGGUACCAUAUUCACGGACGAUAUGCACUUCUCGCCGAUCAAAGUAGCUGAGCAUUAACUAUUCAUCGAUAUUCAUUGCAGCGAAUAGUCUUGUCUGGAAGGAGGUGGAAAUCUAUACGAUCGAAGAUUCAUGACAGACUUCGAUCAUCACAAGACUCUAACGAGCAACAAUCAAAGUUGGGGAUCACGACGCCCAUCUUUGAUUAUUCUACAUUCGUCUCUUUCAUCUGAGAAAAAGAAAAUGAGAAUAUAGAGACAUCAACGAGCCCCAAUUGUCAUCUGGUGGCAAAAGUACGCUCCAUAUUCAGACACUACAAGAAAGGGUUUUUUAUGGCGUACACUUGUACCCGAGCACGGAAGCUCCUCUGCGCGCACAGAUAGAAUGCGCGUUCAAAUUGAAAUUCUAGGAGGCGUUACUUGAGGACGAG